AGAUGCUCCCGAUAAAAAUGGUUCCCUACUACCUGCAUUCACCGGCGCUGCUGAAUCACCUGCGUUGACUGGGACUCAAUGUCGUUGUAAGCAAGAGGUUCUCUCGCACUGUUUGCGGUACAUAAUUUUCAUACAAAGAAUAAUAAAAGCAUGACGUCAACUCAAGCGUUUGAUGAUAUCCCGUCCAAACGCCGAGCUCCUUCCACAUGGUCAAAGCCAACAGGCAACAAGCGUCUGCUCAUGCGGAACUGGAAGACAGGUUCUCCACGAGCCAUUUGGAGCUUCGUCACGACGGCGGCACCGUCCGCUUAUCGUACCUGAACGUGCUCAUGACGUUCAUGCUGUUCCUGACAGUGUUCAUGAUGGCGUCCGGCGUUGCCGUGUCGGCCGCCACCAGCUGGCUCGUGGGCUCGGUGCUCAUCCUGCCGGCCGUGCUGCUGCUCUGCGCCACGGCUCUCGUUGCCACCUGGGUCAUGAGCCGACACUCGGUGCACGAGCGCAGCUCCAGUGACCCGUUCCCGAGCGUCGUCUACUCGCCGCUGGCGCAGCACGACACUGACGUCGGGCAUGGCUCCGCUGCCAGGGCCCAAAGUGGCAUACUGCCGCAGCGUGGCCCCGAGAAGCCACGGCAGCAGUCCCACAGGGGUUACACGAACGUCGUCUCUUUUAAGGAGUAAAAGCGACCGUCUGUCCU
This is a messenger RNA of Dermacentor albipictus, 694 nucleotides long. RefSeq lists its product as uncharacterized. The record is from RefSeq and is a predicted model, not a curated record. NCBI's taxonomy places the organism in Eukaryota, Metazoa, Arthropoda, Arachnida, Ixodida, Ixodidae.